This is a messenger RNA of Vicia villosa (hairy vetch), 1201 nucleotides long. RefSeq names its product probable xyloglucan endotransglucosylase/hydrolase protein B. The coding region runs from base 129 to 1010 and encodes 293 amino acids. Gene Ontology annotation, molecular function: xyloglucan:xyloglucosyl transferase activity; hydrolase activity, hydrolyzing O-glycosyl compounds. The record is from RefSeq and is a predicted model, not a curated record. Gene Ontology annotation, cellular component: cell wall; apoplast. NCBI's taxonomy places the organism in Eukaryota, Viridiplantae, Streptophyta, Magnoliopsida, Fabales, Fabaceae. Gene Ontology annotation, biological process: cell wall biogenesis; xyloglucan metabolic process. The transcript is spliced from 4 exons.
AUCAUUGAGUAUAGGUCUCAACUCCAAAGGCAUAUCUAGGAUCAUGUGCCUAUAUAUUCUGUAUAAACCAUCCUGUAAAGUUGCAUCCUAGCAUCAUCUUUUACUCAUUGAAAUAUAUUCACGUAAAAAUGUAUUUUUCAUUCUGGAUUGCAUCUCUUAUUUUAACGUCUUUAACAUCUCCGGCUUUCUGCGCAACCCCUCCGAAGCCCGUCGAUGUGCCGUUUGGUCGAAACUACGCGCCGACAUGGGCUUUUGAUCAUAUCAAAUACUUCAAUGGAGGUUCUGAGAUUCAACUUCUUCUUGACAAGUACACUGGUACUGGUUUUCAAUCCAAAGGUUCAUAUUUGUUUGGUCAUUUCAGUAUGAACAUUAAGAUGGUUCCUGGUGAUUCAGCUGGAACAGUCACUGCUUUUUAUUUAUCAUCUCAAAAUGCGGAGCAUGAUGAAAUAGAUUUUGAAUUCUUGGGGAAUAGAACAGGAGAACCUUAUAUUUUACAAACAAAUGUGUUCACUGGUGGCCAAGGUGAUAGAGAACAAAGAAUCUUUCUCUGGUUUGAUCCUACAAAAGCUUACCACAGAUAUUCUGUUCUAUGGAACAUGUACCAAGUUGUGUUCUUUGUGGAUGAUAUUCCAAUAAGGGUAUUCAAGAACAGCAAAGAUUUGGGAGUGAAAUUCCCGUUUGACCAACCAAUGAAGAUAUACAACAGUUUAUGGAACGCAGAUGAUUGGGCAACAAGAGGUGGAUUAGAGAAAACAGAUUGGUCAAAAGCACCAUUCAUAGCAGGAUACAAAAGUUUCCAUGUUGAUGGAUGUGAAGCUUCUGUUAAUGCAAAAUUCUGUGCAACACAAGGAAAGAGAUGGUGGGAUCAAGCUGAGUUUCGUGAUCUUGAUGCUGCUCAAUGGAAAAGAAUAAAGUGGGUGCGUAAGAAAUUCACCAUUUACAAUUAUUGUACUGAUAGAAAACGUUUCCCUCAGAUACCUGCUGAAUGUAGAAGAAACCGUGACAUUUAAAUUUGUUUAUACAUUUGAUUGUAUUUAUUUGUAUCAUUAUUUAUUGUCACUGUAUGAUUUGUAUUUUUCAUAUCCUAUGUAAUAAUUCAAACUCAAGGAAUUGAGGUUGAAACCAGUGAAGUUUCUUUGUAUUUGUCGAACUAUAUUGAUUGGUCAUUUUUCAAUAAAAUAACAACAGUUUGCUACAUCCA